AUGAAUGGCAUCGCCUUCUGCCUGGUCGGGAUCCCGCCGCCCAGCGCCGCGGCGCUGUGGAGCGUGGAGCGGCCCCGCCGCGCCUGGAGGGCCGAGCGCGCCGUCGGCGUGGACUGCAGCUCGCCCGAGCCGCGCUGCAUCUGGCUGAGCAGCCUGUGCCGCGCCGGGGCGGCCCCCGCGCGACCGCGGCCCCGCAGGCCGACGCCGGGCCGGAGAGAUGGGGCGUCUCCAAACGACAACGCGCCCCCCGAGGAGCCCUUCCCCUGGGUGGGCCCCAAGGCGGUGGCGCUGCGCAAGAGCCCCCAGGGCGGCUUCGGCUUCACCCUCCGCCACUUCAUCGUGUACCCGCCCGAGUCGGCCGUGCACUCGUGCUCCAAGGAAGAGGAGAACGGCAACCGAGCGGGUCCCCCCCGGAGCCGCCUGGAGCCCAUGGACACCAUCUUCGUGAAGAGCGUGCGGGAGGACGGGCCCGCGCACCGGGCUGGGCUGCGCACAGGAGAUCGUCUGGUUAAGGUGAACGGGGAGAGCAUCAUUGGGAAAACCUACUCGCAGGUCAUCGCCCUCAUCCAGAACAGUGACGAUGUGCUGGAGCUCUCCAUCAUGCCCAAGGACGAGGACAUCCUGCAGCUGGCCUAUUCGCAGGACGCCUACCUGAAGGGCAACGAGCCCUACGCCGGUGGGGCGCAGAGCAUCCCCGAGCCGCCCCCCGUGUGCUACCCGCGCAAGACCUACCCCUUCCAGGCUCGGGCCGAGCCGCUGGCCGACGCACGGAGCGGCCGCGCGCCCGCGCCGGGCCCCGUGUCCCCGCCACCCGCUGCCAGCAGCCACGGCAGCCCCAGCUCGUCGGCGUCCUCCGCACCCAGCAAGCAGCCCGCGGAGCACCGGAGCCGCACGGCGCCCAGCCGGCAGGAGUGCCAGCAGGCCCUGUGCCGCUGGUUUUGCAGCCGGGAAGCUCGCCGGAGCGCCUCGGAGGAGCGGCGGCACGGGCUGGCGCCGCGCUGCCGCAGYGCCUCGCACGAGCGCCUGGGGCCGGCGGCGCGGGGCUGGCCGCACAGCGCCUCGCACGACACCCUGCUGCAGCAGCCGCGAUCCGCCUGGGCGCCGCGCGCCCGCUCCGAGAACCACCUGGGCGCCUACGGGCGCUGCGCCGAGGCGCCGGAGCCUGCUGGGCGCCACUGCGCACGCAGCGAGAAGCCAGGCCGGGCCGCAACAGUGCCCGCCACGCAYCCCGGCCAGCCCGGCUACGCGCCUUCCUCCUGCUCCUCGUCCUCCUCGCCCCGCGAGCCGCCCGCCGCCCCCGUGCACAAGCAUCCGUCGCAGCCCAACCUGCCCAGCGCCGACGACGGCGGCUACAUCGGCUACCGCAGCUACAGCCCGUCCUUCCAGCGCCGCACCGGGCUGCUCCACGCGCUCUCCUUCCGCGACCCCCAUUUCGGCGGCCUUCCCACCUUCAGCAUCCCGCAGCCGGCCCCCCCGGCGCAUCCCAGCCCACUGCCCGCCCAGGCUGCCGAGGCCGUUCCGAGGAUGGAGAGCGACGUGCGGACGCCGGAGCCGCCCAGCGAGGAGCGGCGCGAGGAGGUGGUUCUGCGGCAGAAGCCGCCCACGGGGCGCAAGGCACCCGCUCCGCUGCGGCAGAUGAACUUUGUGCUGGCCGCCGACGCCAGGCAGGCGGAGCCGGGCGGCAGAGCGGCGGGCGAGCGGCCCGGCCGGCGCGUGGCCCCCUUGGCAGCCCCCGAGGACUCCCUGGCCUCCAUCCCCUUCAUCGACGAACCCACCAGCCCCAGCAUCGACCUGAAGGCCAAGCACGUGCCGGCCUCCUCGGUGGUCUCCAGCGCCAUGAACUCGGCGCCUGCCAUCAGCACCAGCCCCUCCUCGCCCUCCUUCGCCUUCGCCCUGAGCCGCCACUACUCGCAGGACUGCAGCAGCAUCAAGGCCAGCCGCCGCUCCUCCUACCUGCUGGCCAUCACGACCGAGCGCUCCAAGUCGUGCGACGACGGCCUGAACACGUUCCGCGACGAGGGCAAGAUCUUGAGGAGGCUGCCAAGCCGGGUCCCCAGCCUGCGGAUGCUCAGGAGCUUCUUCACCGACGGGUCCCUGGACAGCCUGGGCACGUCCGAGGAGACCCGCUCCAAAAGGCACUCCGCUUGCGACCUCUCGGACGUGCCGUUCAGCGACGUGCGCAGAGAGGGCUGGCUCCACUACAAGCAGAUCCUCACCAAAAAGGGGAAGAAAGUUGGCGGCGGCAUGCGGCAGUGGAAGCGGGUCUUCGCCGUGCUGCGCGCCCGCUCGCUUUCCCUGUGCAAGGACAGGCGGGAGGCGCUGACCUGCGCCCCACCGGCCCCAGGUGAGGAGGAGCCGCCGAUCAGCGUCCGAGCGUGCCUGGUGGACAUUUCCUACAGCGAGACCAAGAGGAAGCACGUCUUCCGCCUGACGACCGCUGACUUCUGUGAAUAUCUCUUUCAGGCAGAGGAUCGGGAAGACAUGCUGGCCUGGAUCAAAGCCAUCAGGGAGAACGGCAAGGCCGAGGGCGAGGACCCCGGCUUUGCCAGCCAAGCGCUAAUCAACAAGAAGUUAAAUGACUACCGCAAAGUGAGCCCCGCCGGCGCCAAGCCUGACUCGUCGCCCAAGGGCGCUCGCGGGCUGGGGAUCCGAGGCGAGUUCCUGAAGCCAACAGGAACCAGCGCGCCCCGGUCCCCGCGGCAGGACGCGGCCGUCACGAAAGAUGAGAGCAGCUCCCAAAAAGCCCUUUGGGGCAUCAACAUCAUGAAGAAGAACAAGAAAUCUGCCCCCCGAGCCUUCGGCGUGAGGCUGGAGGAGUGCCAGCCYGCCCCCGACAACAAGAACGUCCCGCUCAUCGUCGAAGCCUGCUGCAAGGUGGUGGAGGACAGAGGCCUGGAGUACAUGGGCAUCUACCGGGUGCCCGGGAACAACGCYGUGGUGUCCAGCCUGCAGGAGCAGCUCAACAAGGGCGCCACUGAGAUCAACCUGCAGGACGAGCGCUGGCAGGACCUGAACGUCAUCAGCAGCCUGCUGAAGUCCUUCUUCCGCAAGCUGCCCGAGCCGCUCUUCACGGACGACAAGUACAACGACUUCAUCGAGGCCAACCGCAUCGAGGACGCCAGCGAGCGCAUGCGCACCCUGCGCAAGCUGAUCCGGGACCUGCCACGUCACUACUAUGAGACGCUCAAGUUCCUGGUGGGCCACCUGAAGACCAUCGCGGACCACUCGGAGAAGAACAAGAUGGAGCCCCGCAACCUGGCGCUCGUGUUCGGCCCCACGCUCGUGCGCACCUCCGAGGACAACAUGACCGACAUGGUGACGCACAUGCCCGACCGCUACAAGAUCGUGGAGACCCUCAUCCAGCACGCUGACUGGUUCUUCAGUGACAAGGAGGACAAGGGAGAGAAGACCCCUGUGGAUGAGAAGGAGGCUCCAUCUGUGCCCAACAUCGAGUACCUGCUGCCCAACAUCGGCAGGACCGCGGCGCCCGCCGACGCCCCAGACUCGACCCACAGCGGCCCCAGCAAGCUCAAGGGCACGUGGCCGUCGCGCCGGGAGCCGCCGCAGCGGGAGCCGCUCGCCCUGCCCUUCGUCUCGGCCGUCACCCGCAAGCGGAGGAAGCGGCGGGAGGCCGAGCGCGCGGGGAGCAGCACGGACGACGACGGCGAGCACCGGGAGCAGGCGGCCGCCGCCGCCGCCGUCCCCACGGCGCCGGGGCCACCCGGAGCGCCCCGAGCCGGGCAGCCGGCGGCGCGCGACGACGCGCCGGACGCGAAGGGCGGCUGGCGCCGGCACACCGUGGUGCUGCCCGCCGCCGCCGCCGAGCUGGCGCGCGGCCACUGGAUGGAGCCGCGCGGCGCCGAGGCCGCGAGGAUGAUGAUGGUGACGAUGGCGCCGGCGCCGCGCCGGCCGCCCGACAAGGACUCGGGGCUCAGCAGCUUGGAGUCCACCAAAGCCCGGCCAGCGGCCACCGCGGGGACAGCGGCCACCCGCAGCCCCCCGGGCAGCCCCGGCGCCUCCCUGCGCUUCCAGCCCCCGCUCUGA
Nothoprocta perdicaria is the source of this 4044-nucleotide messenger RNA. RefSeq names its product Rho GTPase activating protein 23 (gene ARHGAP23). The record is from RefSeq and is a predicted model, not a curated record. Gene Ontology annotation, molecular function: phospholipid binding; protein binding. The transcript has 27 exons. Gene Ontology annotation, biological process: signal transduction. NCBI's taxonomy places the organism in Eukaryota, Metazoa, Chordata, Aves, Tinamiformes, Tinamidae. Bases 1 to 4044 code for a protein of 1347 amino acids.